AUGAGUUGGAAAAAAACAUGGAAUGUAGGAGUUAACAUGGGAUUGUUUUCAGUUUCCAACAAAACAAAAAUUACUUCCUUCUUGAAUAUAUAUAGUUUUAUGUCGAGUUCAUUUAACUAUAUCUCAUGGAAUUGUCGUGGAGGUCUAUCCUUCGCUAGGAAACAACGUACUAUUCGCUCUAUAGUGAGGAAUAAUUCAGUAUCUCUUCUUUGCCUCCUUGAAUCCAAAAAGGAAAGUAUUGAUGAUUUUCUUUGUUGUCGUUUGUGGCCUUUUCUGGAUUUCGACUACUGCUAUUCUCCGUCUUCGGGUGCUUCUGGAGGUAUUAUUUGCAUUUGGGACAAGAAUUUGUUUUCUCCUGUUUUAAUUUCUAAGCACAAAAAUUGGAUUUCUUUAGAUUUCACUGGGAACGCUAUUCCCUUUCGAAUCAUUUGUGUUUAUGCCAGUUGUUGUUAUAUUGAGACGGCUGCUCUCUGGGAUCUUUUAAAGCCAGUUCUUACAGUAGAUAGAAACUGUAUUUUAAUAGGAGAUUUUAACGAGAUUUUGCUGCCAUCGGAACGCCUACACUACAACUCCUACUCUACUUCCAUGAGACUUUUUUCUGAAUUUAUUAAUGCAUCUAAUCUCAUAGAAUCUCCUCUCCAAGGCAGAUUUUUCACGUGGGAAAAUUCAAUUUCUAAGUCUAAGAUUGAUAGAUGCUUUAUUACCGAUGGUGUUGUUUCUGAAUGGCCGAACUGUUAUCUCUCUGCUCUUCCAAGAAACUUUUCGGAUCAUGUUCCGCUGCGUCUUCGUUCCCAAGUGGUUAUAGAUUGGGGUCCUAAACCUUUUAAGUCGAUUAAUGCUUGGUGGGAGCAUAAAGACUUUAAAUCAUUUGUAUCAGAAUCAUGGCUGUCAAUUUCGGAUCAGCUCAAUUUUGUUGAUAAAUUACGUUCUUUGAGAGCCUUAAUCAAACAAUGGAAUUUAAAUGUCUUUGGUAAUCUUAACCACAAAUUGGAUUCUACUCUUCAAGCUAUUCACAUGUUAGAGUCAACUUCAGAUUUGCAGGACCUUUCUGAUUCGGACAAAGCAGUUUUAUCUGCUCUUCAUUCGGAUAGCUAUCGCUUUUCUAAGCAACUAGAAUCUCUAUGGCACCAAAAAUCGAGGGUAAAUUGGUCUUUUCUUGGGGACAGAAACGCCAAAUUUUUUCAUUCGAUAGCUUCGGUUCAUUCAAAAACAAAUCUUAUGACAGCAAUUUCUAUUGAUGGGAACCUUUUUGAUACGCCGUUGGAUAUUAAACAGCAGGUUGCCUUAUUCUUCUAG
Molecule: messenger RNA, 1296 nt
Organism: Mercurialis annua (annual mercury)
Lineage: Eukaryota; Viridiplantae; Streptophyta; Magnoliopsida; Malpighiales; Euphorbiaceae
Exons: 2
Coding region: 1-1296 (431 amino acids)
Molecular function (GO): catalytic activity
Source: RefSeq, a predicted model, not a curated record